Molecule: messenger RNA, 4512 nt
Organism: Gracilinanus agilis (Agile Gracile Mouse Opossum)
Lineage: Eukaryota; Metazoa; Chordata; Mammalia; Didelphimorphia; Didelphidae
Gene: CEP162
Product: centrosomal protein 162
Exons: 27
Coding region: 144-4412 (1422 amino acids)
Biological process (GO): cilium assembly
Cellular component (GO): centrosome; centriole; axonemal microtubule
Source: RefSeq, a predicted model, not a curated record
GAGGAAUCCAUGAGAUUCAUUGUGUGUAUGAGUGCAUUGGACUGCUUCGCACGAAGUCUUCUUCCUGAAUUUAGCAAAGUAUUUCCAUUUGUGUAAAUAUUUUAUGAAUAUUUACUUUGGGAGUUGAAAACUACUUGCUGAUUAUGGCUCAUCAAUAUUCAAAGGAAAAGUUAGAUGAAGAAUUUGAACAAUUUAUGAAAGAGUCUCUUUCAGAUGAUUCAUUUGAAAACUCAAAAAAGACAUAUAAACACCACAGAAAAAGAGAUUUGAAAAAGAAAAAUUCAACACCAUGGUGGUUAACAGAUGAUAAUUUUGAAGAUGAUGGAGCACUUGGAACAAAUGUAAGCUUUUUGAAAGCACCAAAAGUUUCCCAGCAGGUUGUUGAGAUGGAAGAAGCUGCUGGCAAGGUACACCCCUGCAAGAGCAGUGGGACUUCUGUGAUAAGCAGAGACAGUUUAGAAACAAAUGAUUCAGUUAUUGUUUCUGGGCCAAAUCUUGGCAUUUUGGGAUUGGACACAUUAGAAGAACAAGAGGAGAAAGAAAGAUUUUUUGCCAGACUGGAAAAAGGCCUCACAUCUACCAUUGAUUAUUCAAAAUUAAAUAGGGCAUUGGAUUCUAAUGAAUCUACACAACUUAAAGAUUUGUUCAGAGAUAAAACCAAAACGGAAUCAACUGAAGAUGAAAAUGAGGAUGAUUCUAAACAUGAAGAAAUAGCAGAAAAUUACAGUGAUGAUUUUGAAGAUGAUGAUGAUGAUGAUGAUGUUGAGGUAUUGUCACUUACUGAAAAGGAAGAAAUUCAACACAAGCAAAAUCUCAAAAUAGAAGAGAUAAGUGCUCCAGCUGAGAAAGAAGAGAAAACUGGCAUGCUAGCUAAUGUGGUGCUGCUUGAUUCAUUAGAUUCAGUUGCUGAGGUUGAACUUGAUCACCGAAGUAAAAGAACAACCACAUUACAAGGACAGCCAGAUGUCACCGAUAAUGAAAUGACUGGGACAGGUGUGUCUUAUGGUCAGAGCAACAGUGAGCUGGAAGCUCUGCAUCAGGCUUACCAUCAUAUUGAUCAGUCUUUGGGAGACACAGAUGAACCAAAAAUUGAAAGCAGUAAGAGCUUAAUGCAGGAGGUCCCUCAGGAAAUGGAUGAGUACUCAAAAAACAUCUCUACUCCUGAAUCUGACCUUCCUACUGUAGAGGAGCUGAUGAAGCCCAUUAGAAUGGAUUCACUACAUGGGAACUUUUUUGGCGGGCAGCCUGUCAGCAUGAAAAAAACGAUUGAAAGUAAGACAACUGAAUUUGUUAGUCCUCUUCCUCUAAAGAAACAACCUCCUGUAAUAUCUCAAGAACAGCAGCAGCAUUUGGACCAGCUUAUUGAAAUGAAUGAGAAGAAUAUAUUUUUGCAAAAGGCUACAUACAAUAUUAGUGAAAGUAGUUUGCCAAAAGUAACUUCUACUGAAGAACAUAUAGAUAAAGCACAACUUGAUCUAUUAAGAAAAAAACUAGCCAAAGAGGCUUCAGCCUUAUUUCAUGGUAACAAAAUUAAUCAAGCCAUCAAACCUCAGUUACCUCAGCUGAGUUCUGGGGAGGAUGAUAUCAAUCCUGUUAUCAAUAAACAGACACUAUACAAGAGGCCAACAAGUACACCUGCUUUACUUAAGAGAAAAUCACAAAGUGGACCCUAUGCAUCUGUCAGAAGUUCAGGAUACGGCAAAACAUAUUCACCAUUUAAAACAUCUGCUACUGAAAAGAAAACAUCAAAGGACAUUAUAAAAAAGGAAAAUUUAAAAUCCAAAUCUCCUCCAUAUAAAAUUAGGCAAAAAGGAACUUUAUUUGCAACAAAGCUAAUAAGAUCUGGAGCGACCAAUAAACCAGUGACCAAAUCUGAAAUUUGCCUAACAACUCCUAAUAAACCACCUGUUAAUAACCUUCAGAUACCAGUUCCUCCAGAAAGAGACUCCCAUAUACAGUAUCAGGAUGAUUCCAUUUUAUGUUCUAUGGGAAACCCAGAGAGAGAAUUGUAUUGGCUAAAAAGGGUUCAAGAGGCAGAAGAAAAUUGGAGUGGAGCUCAAGCCUUAAUUGAACAACUUAAAGCUACCUUCUCAGAGAAACAGAAGGAACUUGAAAAUAAGAUGAAAGAACUAAAGGAACAACAAAAAAAAGAACUUCUUAGAGUGAAUCAAGAUAAUUAUAUACUUCAAGCCAAGUUGAAUAGCUUUGAAGAGGCAAACAAAAAGCUCAAGUGGUUUGAUGCUGAAGAAGCAGCUAGUCUCAUCUCCGAAGAAAAAAUUAAAAAAAUCCAAAAAGAAAUCCAAGAACAGGAGACCCUUCUUCAAGGAUAUCAGCAAGAAAAUGAAAGAUUAUAUAAACAAGUGAAAGAGCUUCAGAUACAAAAUAAGAAAAAUGAAGAAAGACUUUUUAAAGAAAAUCAGUGUUUAUUGACCGAGUUGGCUUCCUUAAAAGAACAGAUGCAUAAAAACAGCUUCUCAUCUCGAGUAGUUCAAGAUUCAGAGUCAAACAAAAACCAGAAUUUUACAGAACUGCUUGCAGAACUUCGAACAACACUGAAAGAAAAAAACAAAUUAUUAGACGAGAUUAAAAUUCUGAAACAAGACAAACAAGCUCUUGAAGUGGACUUGGAAAAGAUGAAAAAAGAGAGAGAUCUUGCUAAGAAUCAAAUUAUUUACGCAUCAGGUGAGAAAUUGCAUGAGAUAAACGUCAUAGAAGAAGCUCAUAAACAAGAAAUCAUUUGUUUGCAAAAGAGAUUACAGUGGUAUGCAGAAAAUCAGGAACUUUUGGAUAAAGAUGCUCUUCGGCUAAGAGAGGCAAAUGAAGAAAUUGAGAAGCUCAGACUCCAGGUUGAAAAACUGAAAACAGAAGCUGGAAAUCAGUCUUCACAACAGAAGUUACGUCUGAAAGAUAGAGCAGUUGAUGCUAAAAGAAUUCAGGAUCUUGAACGACAAGUUAAAGAAAUGGAAGGCAUUCUAAAAAGAAGAUAUCCUAAUUCAUUGCCUGCUUUAAUAAUGGCUGCAUCAGCAGCAGGUGAUACAGACAUUUCACCUAAAAAUACAGUUGAAUUUAUGGAAAAACGAAUAAAGAAAUUAGAAACUGAGCUUGAGGGUAAAGAUGAAGAAGCAAAAAAAAGUCUUCGUUCUAUGGAACAGCAAUUUCAAAAAAUAAAGAUUCAAUAUGAACAACGAGUGAUGGAACUUGAGCAGCAGCUUUCCUGUAAAUUAACAGAUGAGCAAAAGAAACAUGAAAACUCAGCCAAUGUGAAGGCCCUAGAACAAGAACUUUGUGACAUGAAGGAUGCCCAUUUGGCAACUGUAAAAACCCUUGAAGCUGAAAUAGAAAGUCUUAAAAGUCAAAAUGCCCAGUUAGAACUCAAGAAGAAUGAAAAAGAUGAUAAAGAUUUCCAGUCUUUAGAAUUCCAGGUAGAACAGGCUCACACCAAAGCCAGAUUAGUAAGACUUAAUCAGGAACUGGCUGCAAAAGGAAGAGAAAUACAAGAUCUUACAAAAACUGUAGAAAAACUUCAAAAAGAGAGGCGACUGAUGUUGUCCAAUCAGAACUCAUCUGACAAGCCCAGAUGUGAAGAAAGGUCUGCCAAAAAGGUGAAGAAGGAUCUCUUGGUCUUCGGUAAAAGGAAUGCUGACUCCUUUCCAGAAACCUUGGAUAGCAAAUUGUAUGAACCACAUGCCUUUGCUGAUUUCCACAUAUCAGAAGUUUUACAAGAAAACUCCAGAUUAAAAAAUGAGCUAGAACGACUGACAUCUGAAAUGAAUGAGCAGAGGGCAAAAUCCGAAGCAAUGCUAGCCCAGGCUGAAAGUUCAGUGAAAAGAGCCAAAGAAGAUGUAGCAGAGCACAUUGCAGCCCUUAAAGCUUCUCACCAGAGAGAAGUAGAAAAACUUCUUUGCCAACAUGCUAUAGACAAUUCUUCUUCCAAAAUAGCUGAACUAAAUCGCAAAAUAUCAACACAAGAGGUUCUUAUAAAACAUCUCCAAACACAAGUUAGUGAGCUGCAGGAAAGUACAGAAUCCUUAGCAAUAUCCCAAGUUCGAGAGGAAAUCCUCCAGAAAGAGAUUUCAAAGCUGUUGGAAGAAUUGCGAGAGGCCAAAGAAAGCCACACUCCCGAGAUGAAGCAUUUCAUGGCGCUGGAAAGGAAAAUCAAACAGAUGGAGAUGCGCCAUGUGCAAAGGGAGCAAGAACUGCAACAGAUAAUACAGCAGACACGCCAGGUAGUGGAAACUGAGCAAGAAAAGGAAGUGGCGAAAUGGAAGAGGCUGGCCCAGCUCAAGAACCAGGAGCUCGAGAAGUUCCGGGUGGAAUUAGACUCCAUAUUAGACGUGCUCCGAGAGCUGCAUCGAAAGGGAGUUGUUGUUCCAGCUCCUUUUUCUGAAGCAUUGAACGACCCUGAAUAUUAAGGUUUCAAGGGAAAAGGUGUGCGUAUGCCUGGAGGAGAAAAAAGAGACAGAUCUCCUCCAGAAAGCCAGAGCCCACAGCCAGAGGAUUUCUACCAGUUAU